AUGCAGCCGCAGCCACCGCAUACUCCGACGAGGAUCUCGACAGCGGAAGUUUGUUUUUUUGGCGAGUACUCGGUGGCGGGGUUCAUUGUCGUCCUUGUAGGGGGCCGAAGCUGCCUCCUGGACCAGAAUCUGAGCCCGCACUGCGUUAAGUGUGCGCGUAAGUGCCCGCAGUCCUCUUUGGGUGGAAUCCUGGAGCAGAAGCAGUCGCUCCAGCCGAUGGCCAGCAGACCUGUUUGCGGCGCCGACGGUAAUACUUACAAGAGUGCAUGUCAUCUGCGUCUAGCGGCUUGUCGCGCAGGCCGCGCUAUUCCAGUAGCAUACAAAGGCCAUUGUAAACAGAACUCAGACUGCACGACGAUAAGAUGCCGAGAGGGUCAAACAUGUCUGACAGAAAUAAAAACAAAUCGGCCGCGGUGCGUGACUUGCAUGUACCGAUGCCCCGGUGCCCAGAGGAAGCACGAAAAUUCCGAAAAGAGGCAGCAGUUCCGCGGCGAUGACCCGGGAUAUCCAUCAGCAAAUCCUCAAACCGGUCACUCAAACAACUGGGCAGUUCUAGUAUGCACAUCAAGAUUUUGGUUCAACUACCGUCAUGAAGCGAACGCGCUGUCAGUGUACCACAGCAUCAAGCGCCUGGGAAUCCCCGACUCCCAAAUAAUCCUGAUGUUAGCAGACGACAUGGCCUGCAAUCCCAGAAACCCGCGACCUGCGACAGUCUUCAACAACGUCAAGCAGCACAUAAACGUCUAUGCUGACGACGUGGAGGUAGACUACCGGGGAUACGAGGUCACUGUCGAGAACUUUGUGAGGCUGCUGACCGGCAGACUGCAUCCAGGAGCUCCGAGGUCCAAGCAGCUGCUGACUGACGAGCGCUCCAAUAUUUUCAUAUACUUGACAGGUCACGGCGGCAACGGGUUCCUCAAGUUCCAGGACUCUGAAGAGAUCACCAGCCAGGACUUGGCUGACGCUCUUGAGCAGAUGUGGCAGAAGCGCAGGUACCAUGAAAUUCUGUUCAUUGUCGACACUUGCCAGGCUAGCUCCAUGUACGAGAAAAUUUACUCGCCUAAUAUUUUGGCUAUCGCUAGCAGUAAAGUUGGAGAAGAUUCCUUGUCGCAUCAUGUGGAUCCAGAUAUAGGUGUCUACAUUAUUGACCGCUACACAUACUACGCUUUAGAUUUUUUGGAAAAAGUCGAGCCUUCAAGCUCUAAAAAACUUAGUGAAUUUUUGAAAGUCUGCCCAAAACACUACUGUUUAUCAACAGUAGGCGUUAGACGGGACCUAUUCCGUCGAGACCCAGAAAAAGUUCCAGUGACAGACUUCUUCGGGUCCCUCAGGCCAGUGGAGCUGACUGAUACCAUUGUUACCAUUAUUCCUACCAAAGGAAACAGAACUCGAAAGACUGAAAUUGAGCGCAAGCUUCACUACACUCCACAAUUUCCAGAUGUUACUUUGCUAUCUUGA
This is a messenger RNA of Cotesia congregata, 1458 nucleotides long. Lineage: Eukaryota; Metazoa; Arthropoda; Insecta; Hymenoptera; Braconidae. The record is from the annotation of a GenBank genome assembly.